CAGAGCUGAUGAAGGCGUGAGGGAUGCUGGAGUCUACAGCGCUAAUAAGCGUACUUGCGAAAGGUUUCCAGUUGGAGGAGCGAGUAUGGAGUGAUGAAGAGGCUACGGUAUAUAGAUAAUGCCUUUGUGUGGUAUGCACUUUUGAUCUUUGGGUUUGCCCUGUUGUGCAGCUCAAUCUCUCGCCGUAACGCCCGCUCCUCGUUUGUUGGAUUGUCUCUAUCCUCUUUUCUUCGGGAAGCGGACGCGCACAAAUGGCAUUUUAUAAAGGUCUUUUGUUCUCCGAUUUACACUCCCAGUCUCCAUGUACAAUCGUGCGCUGUAAAAUGAUAUGAUGCAUCUCUUUGACUGCUCUCUCGUUCGUGGUGACUGGUAGCACGGACAGAUUCAAUC
Molecule: messenger RNA, 390 nt
Organism: Tilletiaria anomala UBC 951
Lineage: Eukaryota; Fungi; Basidiomycota; Exobasidiomycetes; Georgefischeriales; Tilletiariaceae
Exons: 1
Coding region: 94-327 (77 amino acids)
Source: RefSeq, a predicted model, not a curated record